CGUCAUAAAAAUGCGACGGAGGGCAGCAACGUGCGAAAGAACGGACGUGUUAAGACAGUACUUUAUGGAGAAUCAUUUUGAAUCAAUUGUUUUCAUAUUUUAUUGACUAAGCGAUUGAAGAUGAGCGUGCAGAUGCCACAAAAGCGUUUCUACAGGCAACGAGCCCAUUCAAACCCUAUGGCCGAUCAUACUUUUGAAUAUCCCCUGUGUCCAGAGGAGAUGGACUGGUCUCAGUUGUACCCCCGGUUUUUCGGGUCGUCUCACAGUUGUCAGGACGAAUCUUCAGACAAAGGACAGGCCAGAGUGGAGUUCGCUGACAUCGGAUGUGGAUAUGGGGGGCUUCUUGUGGAGCUAUCGCCACUCUUUCCAAACCAGCUGAUUCUGGGUCUGGAAAUACGGGUCAAAGUGUCAGAUUAUGUGCAGGACAGGAUCCGCUCCCUCCGAGCUGCAAAACCAGGACAGUACCAGAACAUCGCCUGUUUGCGGAGCAACGCUAUGAAAUACCUGCCCAACUUCUUUGCCAAGGGACAGCUCAGCAAGAUGUUCUUCCUGUUCCCCGACCCUCAUUUCAAGAAGACCAAACACAAGUGGAGGAUCAUCAGCCCCACACUGCUGGCGGAGUACGCCUACACACUGAGAGUGGGGGGCCUGGUGUACACCAUUACGGACGUGGAAGAUGUGCAUCUUUGGAUGGUGACGCACUUCACGGAGCACCCCCUUUUCACAAGAGUUCCCCUGGAAGAGCUGGCUGAUGACAUCAUCAUUAAUCGCCUGGGAACGUGCACGGAGGAGGGAAAGAAAGUCCAGCGGAAUGGAGGGAAGAAUUUUCUGGCCAUUUUCCGCAGAGUGCAGGAUGAAGAAAUGCCUUCCUGAUGAGGCCUUCAUUCAGAUUCAGAUUCUUCAUUCUCAUUGAGCGUGUAGACUGCAGAACGCUCGCAGCUGACCUGUGGGAACAGCCUAAGCACAGUCCGAUUUGAUAUUUCAUACCCUUAAGACUGAGUUAUGCAGGCUGUUCAUCUUCCUCUAAAACAAACAUAAAUAAAUGAAUAAAUGGUAAGAGAGAAUCCGAUUCACUGAAAUCUUAAGGUGGGAUUAGCAAAAAUGUGCAGUGUUUGUUUUUUUUCCCAGUUCGACACUGUUGUCUUUUUCAGAAUGGGGGGGAUGUCUGUCUACUAUUUAUUUGCUUGCAAUUGAUCUUUAGCUUGAAUGUUUUCAAGGAAAGGCAGAUUUGAAUUGGGGGCACGGGAGCCUGUCCCGGUCUCUUUCUCUUUAUUUUAAAGCAACUUCCAGCAUUUCGGCAAGCUUUUUAAAAUUUUAUUUUAAAUUAAUUUUUUACUAUUCUGACCUGAUGAUUUGAUUCACCAGUUACCAACAUUUUGACAUGAUGUGCCCCAUAGAGAACACUGCCCCCCCCCCCCCCCC
Conger conger (European conger) is the source of this 1422-nucleotide messenger RNA. It is a transcript of the gene mettl1, whose product is annotated as methyltransferase 1, tRNA methylguanosine. The record is from RefSeq and is a predicted model, not a curated record. The transcript is spliced from 6 exons. NCBI's taxonomy places the organism in Eukaryota, Metazoa, Chordata, Actinopteri, Anguilliformes, Congridae. The coding region runs from base 121 to 873 and encodes 250 amino acids. Gene Ontology annotation, cellular component: tRNA methyltransferase complex. Gene Ontology annotation, biological process: tRNA methylation; RNA (guanine-N7)-methylation. Gene Ontology annotation, molecular function: tRNA (guanine(46)-N7)-methyltransferase activity.